Pipistrellus nathusii (Nathusius's pipistrelle) is the source of this 2460-nucleotide messenger RNA. Lineage: Eukaryota; Metazoa; Chordata; Mammalia; Chiroptera; Vespertilionidae. The record is from the annotation of a GenBank genome assembly.
AUGGGGUCCCGCGCGGGCUCGCCCUUUGGCACACUCCGCUUCCAGUGGCUGCUGUUGUUGGGCUUGGUGGGCCCGGUCCUCGGCGGGGCUCGGCCAGGCUUUCAACAGACCUCACAUCUCUCCUCUUAUGAAAUUAUAACUCCUUGGAGAUUAACUAGAGAACGAAGAGAAGCCCGUAGGCCCUAUUCAAAACAGGUAUCUUAUGUCAUUCAAUUUGAAGGAAAAGAGCAUAUUAUUCACUUGGAAAGGAACAAGGACCUUGUGCCCAAAGAUUUUGUAGUUUACACCUAUAACAAGGAAGGGGCUCUGAUCUCUGACCAUCCUGAUAUACAGGACCAUUGUCAUUAUCGGGGCUAUGUGGAAGGAGUUUAUGAUUCAUCCAUUGCUCUUAGUGACUGUUUUGGACUCAGAGGAUUACUGCAUAUAGAGAACGUGAGUUAUGGGAUUGAACCCCUGCAAAACAGCUCUCAUUUUGAGCACAUCUUUUAUCGAAUGGAUGAUAUCCGCAAAGAGCCUCUGAAAUGUGGCGUUUCCAGCAAGGAUAUAGAAGCAGAAACAGCCCAGGAUGAAGAGGAAGAGCCUCCCAGCAUCACUCAGCUGCUUCGAAGAAGAAGAGCUGUGCUGCCACAAACCCGCUAUGUGGAGCUGUUCAUUGUUGUAGACAAGGAAAGGUAUGACAUGAUGGGAAGAAAUCAGACUGCAGUGAGAGAAGAGAUGAUUCGUUUAGCAAACUACUUAGAUAGUAUGUAUAUUAUGUUAAAUAUUCGAGUUGUGCUAGUUGGACUGGAGAUUUGGACAAAUGGAAACCUGAUCAGCACAAUUGGUGGUGCUGGUGAUGUGUUGGGGAACUUUGUACAGUGGCGGGAAAAGUUUCUUAUAACACGUCGGAGACAUGACAGUGCACAGCUAAUUCUGAAGAAAGGUUUUGGUGGGACUGCAGGAAUGGCAUUUGUGGGAACAGUGUGUUCAAGGAGCCAUGCAGGCGGGAUCAACGUGUUUGGGCAAAUCACAGUGGAGACAUUUGCAUCUAUUGUUGCUCAUGAGUUGGGUCAUAACCUUGGAAUGAAUCAUGAUGAUGGGAGAAAUUGUGUUUGUGGAGCCAAGAGCUGCAUUAUGAAUUCAGGAGCAUCAGGUUCCAGGAACUUCAGCAGUUGCAGUGCAGAGGACUUUGAGAAGUUAACUUUAAAUAAAGGAGGAAACUGCCUUCUUAAUAUUCCCAAGCCUGAUGAAGCCUAUAGUGCUCCUUUCUGUGGCAAUAAGUUGGUGGACCCCGGGGAAGAGUGUGACUGUGGUUCUCCAAAGGAAUGUGAAUUGGACCCUUGUUGUGAAGGAAGUACUUGUAAGCUUAAAUCAUCUGCUGAAUGUGCAUAUGGUGACUGUUGCAAAGACUGUUUGUUUCUUCCAGGAGGUACUUUAUGUAGAGGAAAAACCAAUGAAUGUGAUGUUCCAGAAUAUUGCAAUGGUACUUCUCAGUUCUGUCAGCCAGAUGUUUUUAUUCAGAAUGGAUAUCCUUGCCAGAAUAACAAAGCCUAUUGUUACAAUGGCAUGUGCCAAUAUUAUGAUGCUCAGUGUCAAGUCAUCUUUGGUUCAAAAGCCAAGGCUGCCCCAAGAGAUUGUUUCAUUGAUGUGAAUUCUAAAGGUGACAGAUUUGGUAAUUGUGGCUUCUCUAAUAAUGAAUACAAGAAGUGUGCCACUGGGAACGCUUUGUGUGGAAAACUUCAAUGUGAGAAUGUCCAAGAGAUGCCUGUGUUUGGAAUUGUGCCUGCUAUUAUUCUGACCCCCAGCGGAGGCACCAAAUGUUGGGGUGUGGAUUUUCAGCUAGGAUCAGAUGUUCCAGAUCCUGGGAUGGUGAAUGAAGGUACAAGAUGUGAUGUUGGAAAGAUCUGUAGAAAUUUCCAAUGUGUAAAUGCUUCUGUUCUGAAUUAUGACUGUGACAUUCAGAAGAAGUGUCAUGGACAUGGGGUGUGUAAUAGCAAUAAGAAUUGUCACUGUGAAAAUGGCUGGGCUCCCCCAAAUUGUGAGUCUAAAGGAUACGGAGGAAGUGUGGACAGUGGACCUACAUACAAUGACAAGAAUACUGCACUGAGGGAUGGACUUCUAGUAUUCUUCUUCUUAGUUGUUCCCCUUAUUGCGUUGGCUGCUUUUGUCUUCUUCAAGAGAAAUCAACUACGGCAAAGAUGCUUCAGAAAGAAGAGAUCACAAACAUAUGAAUCAGAUGGCAAAAAUCAAGGAAAAGUUUCUAGACAACCACCGAGUGUUCCUCGACAUGUUUCUCCAGUGACUCCUCCCAGAGGACCUAAUGUGUAUGAAAACAGAUUUCCUGUACCAACAUAUGCAGUGAAGCAGCCUCAGCAGUUCCCAUCAAGGCCACCUCCACCCCAACCGAAAGUAUCAUCUCAGGGAAAUUUAAUUCCUGUUCGUCCUGCUCCUAAACCUCCUUUAUAUAGCUCCCUCACUUGA